Molecule: messenger RNA, 6968 nt
Organism: Mobula hypostoma (lesser devil ray)
Lineage: Eukaryota; Metazoa; Chordata; Chondrichthyes; Myliobatiformes; Myliobatidae
Gene: tlr2
Product: toll-like receptor 2
Exons: 2
Coding region: 358-2748 (796 amino acids)
Biological process (GO): immune response; toll-like receptor signaling pathway; inflammatory response
Cellular component (GO): plasma membrane
Molecular function (GO): transmembrane signaling receptor activity; protein binding; triacyl lipopeptide binding
Source: RefSeq, a predicted model, not a curated record
UCCUUCUCCUCCUUCUCUGCUACCUAAACUAACUUGUUUCUCUCUUUCAGUUCUGAUGCACCAUUUUUCAAAGCUGCUUGUUUAGUUUUUUUUAGCAUUUGUUUUUAUUCAGAUUUCCAAUAUCUUGCAAUACUUUUACAUGUAUUUACAAGGAACUUUUAUAAAUAGGAUUACAUGAAUUAAGAUUUUAUACUUCCUGUCUGCUUCCCUCACUCAGACAGGAAAUAUAAAAUUUGCUUCAGCAUUGGUGUCUUAGCUAAAAAAGGAAAAGGUUAGCCAGUUCCUGUGUUGAAGCCACAAGCGACUUCGACUGAGAUUUGGACAAUGCAAUAUGAGAGACUGUGAAGACCACGGUGAAUGAGAAAAAUGAGAGCUUCAUCGCAGUGUUUACUGCUCGUGUGUAUUUUUGUACCUGCAACUCUCUCAGAAGAUGACAGGUCAGACAAUACGUGUCAAAAAUGUAUUCCCCACAACUACUGUAACUGCUCUUCAAUGAAGUUAAAGAAUAUUCCACUUGUGUCUGAAAAGGUGCUUACAUUUGAUCUGUCUUUCAAUAACAUUUCACAGAUCAAUGACACAGAUUUCAUCAUAUAUACAGAACUUGAAAGACUUCUGUUGCAAUCAAAUCAAAUCCAAUCUAUCACUGAUCAUGCUUUCCAGCUCAACACAGAAGUGGAGUAUCUUGACUUGUCUGAUAAUCUUUUAACAAAAGUGACAUUGAAUUGGUUUAAGCAGUUUUACAAAUUGCAUUAUCUUAACCUUUCAGGGAAUAGGUACACGACUCUGGGAUCAGAAAGAGUCUUCUCAAAUCUCUCAAGACUCCAAUGGUUAGAAUUUGGCAAUCCUUUCCUAUCCCAUCUAACAAAAGACGACUUUGUGGGUAUUACACAUCUGGAUGAGUUUGUUUUAACAGCAAAUAAUUUGGCUUCAUAUCAACAAGGAACUUUCAGUUAUUUCAGAAACAUAAGCCAUGCUGUUUUAAGUUUACAUAACAUAUUUCUGAAUAAGACAGGCCAAGCUCAGCAGAUUCUUGUAGAUUUGUCAGGAUGCACCACCCACUUAGAGCUGAGAGACUUAACAUUUCCUGAUAAUGGUGACAGUCGGCUGUUUUCUGUUCCAAGAAGUUCUUCAUUCAGGAAAUUCACUUUCAAAAACACUUUUCUUACUGAUGAAACUGUAUUUAACUUUAUAAAAUGGAUAAAAAACACAAAAGUAUCAGAAAUAGUUGCGAAGGACUGUGUGCUUUCAGGAACUGGGAAAUGGUCCAAGAUAGACGAUGUAAAAAACAACUUAUUUCAUUCAUUAACGUUGAAUAAUAUAUCCAUUAAACACUUUUAUCAGUUUUAUGAUCUUUCAGGUAUUAGUCCAGUAUUGCAAUCCAUUAAAAGAGCUACAUUGACAAAACUAAAUAUGUUUAUGGUGCCUUGUCGUAUAUCCAGAAAUUUUAAAAAUGCAGAGUAUCUUGAUUUAACACACAAUUUACUGAAUGACAAAAUAAUACAAGAACUGGCUUGUUCUGGAGCUUGUCCGAUGCUACGUUACCUUAUUCUGAGAAAGAACAUAUUAAGAUCCCUCAGUUCAACAAGUACAAAACUAUCAACACUUUCUACCCUUACCCAUUUGGAUUUGAGCCAAAACAGCUUCAGUGAAAACAGUGCAACAUGUAAGUGGCCAAAAAAUCUGCAAUUUUUGAAUCUUUCAAGUUGUAAUAUACAAAGCAUAUCACAGUGUCUCCCCCAAAAUGUUGAGAUAUUGGAUUUAAGUAACAAUGACAUCAGCAAUUUUGUAGUUAGUCUGCCUUCUCUCAAGACUCUAGAUCUGUCCAAUAAUAAAUUUAAAAGUUUACCAGCCAAUAGCAAUUUACCAAAGAUGAAGCUUCUGAAGAUCAGUAGCAAUAAACUCACCUCACUGACAAGCAAAGCACUCAUGGCAUUUAUUAAGCUAGAAUCUUUGGAGGCUGGAAAAAAUAAUUACAUUUGUUCAUGUGAAUUCCUUCUUUUUAUGAAUCAUUACAAAAGAGUACAAUUGUUGGACGAACCGCAAAAUUAUGUAUGUGAUUCCCCUCUAACUCACAGGGGACAGUUGGUGCAAAAUACUAAACGUUCCUUCUUUGAUUGUCAUAUGACAUGGUCCAUAAUCAUAGUAUGCCUGAGUGUGUCUUUGGCGGCAACAAUGACUGGGAUGGCAUGCUACAAGUAUCAUGGAAUCUGGUACCUCCAAAUGACCUGGGCAUGGCUACGAGCAAAGAGGAAACCAAAAAAAGUGAUGAGCAAUGAUAUUUGUUAUGAUGCGUUUGUUUCCUACAGUGACAUGGACUCGGACUGGGUGGAAAACUCCCUGGUGAGAGAGUUAGAAAGUGUUAACCCACCACUGGCACUCUGCCUUCAUAAACGUGAUUUCAUGCCAGGGAAGUGGAUCAUUGACAACAUCAUUGAAUCCAUUGAGAAAAGCAGAAAAACAUUGUUUGUUUUAUCUCAACAUUUUGUCCAGAGUGAGUGGUGCAAGUAUGAGCUUGACUAUACUCACUUCCGUCUAUUCGAUGAAAACAAUGAUUCUGCCAUACUUGUUUUGCUGGAGAAAAUCCCAAAGGAGACCAUUCCUCAGAGAUUCUGCAAGCUUCGGAAACUGAUGAAUACAAAGACUUAUUUAGAAUGGUCUCAGGAUGAAGAAGAACAGCAAAUUUUCUGGUUUAACUUAAAAGUUGCAUUAAAAGGAGAUGAUAAUGUAAAUGAAUCUAUAAUAGAGUAAACAGCCUGCCCUGAGGGCCACCUUGAGAAUCCCAGUUGCCUGCAUUGGCUUUAACCCUCGAAACCCUUCCUUUCCAUGUACAUGUCCAAAUUUCCCUUACGUGUUAAAAUCAUACCCACCUCAAACAUAUCCUCUCGCAGUUCAUUCCAUGUGAAGGAGUUAGCUCUCAGAGCUCUUUUAAAUCUCUCCCUCUGAUCUUGUAUCUGUACCCUCUACCUUUGGGCUCCCCAACCCUGGGGUAAAGACUAUGGCUAUCAACCUUAUUAUCAUUCCUCGUAAUUUAACAAAAUUUUACAAAGUCACCUCUCAGUCUUCUGCACUACCAGAAAUAAAGAUAUAAAAUGGCCAUGCUCUCUUUUGCAGGCAUGCCCUCCGCUUGACAAUGUCUUUCCUGUUGGGACAGCACAGUGAUGUAGCUGUUAGUAUAGCAUUAUUAUAUUGCAAGACAUUCAGGUUCAAUCCUCCCACUGUCUGUAAUGAGUUUGUGUAUUCCUUUCAUGACCAUGUGUGUUUCCUCCAGAUGUUCCGGUUUCCUCCUAUUCUCCAAAGACGUGAGCUAGUAGGUUAGUUGGUCACCUUAGUGGGUGGCAUGGGCUCAUUAGGCCAGAAGAGUCUGUUACCAAGCUGUAUCUCUAAAAUAUACAAACAAACAAAUAAAACUGACAAAACAGUACACAAUACACACAGAACACAAGAGAUUCUGAGAGCAGUUGGGUUGGGCAAGGGGAGAUGAAAUAAAAAGCUGGUCGUAAGAUAUAAGAACAGAAUUUGGCCCAUCGAGUCUGCCAUUUCAUUGUGGCUGAUCCAUUUCCCUCUCAGCCCCAAUCUCUGGCCUUCUCCCUGUAACCCUUCGUGCCCUGAAUAAUAGGACAUGUGUAGAGAAAGAUUCCUACAGAAAGUGGACAGGAGCAGAGGGGGGAAAGAUGUGGCUAGUGGUAGGAUGUCAUUGUAGAUGAGAGAAGUUGUCAAGAAUGGUGUUCUGGAUACAGAUGCUGAUAGGGUGUUAGGUAGGGACAAGGGGAACCUUGUCCAUUGUGAUGACAGGAGGAUAGGUUGUGUGGGAAAUGGAGGAGGUGAGGGCAGCAAUGAUGGUGGUAGAUUGGAAACUCCAGUUCUUGAAACAAAGAUGAUAUUUUAGAUACUUUAGAAUGGAAAGGCUCAUCCUGAGAACAGAUGUGGCAGAGAAAAAGGAAAUGAAAGAAGGGAAUAUCAUUUUUCCAAGUGACAGGAUGGGAAGAGGUGUGGUCAAGAAAAAUGUGAGAGUCAUUAGGUUUGUAAAAGAUGUCAGCAGAUAGUCUGCCUUCAGAGAUGGAGAUAGAGAAAUCAAGAAAGAAGAGAGAAGUAUCAGACAUGAACCAAUUAAAUUUGAGGGCAGGGUGGAAAGGUUUGUCGAGAGUCUAAAGAAUGCACUUCAAGCAAUGUCUGUAGAAUAUAAUGACACUGAAUUUCCUCUGCAUAUCGCAAUGCAGCACACCUCACAUCCAACAGCUUAUCUACUAUACUGUUCCUGGGUCAUCCCUUGCGCUCACCCUUGGAUCUCCUCAAAUCCAAUCUCAGAAGGACAAGCAGUUGAGUCCAAUUGAGGGCUCCUCCAACAAGGAGAUUUGAAGUUUCACUCCUGGACAAGCAGUUCUAGUGAGGGACUACAGAGAUGAUCACAAGUGGGUAUUUGGAAAGAUUAAAUACAGAACUGGAGCGCUGUCCUACACAGUGGAGCUUGUGCCUGAUGUCAUCAGCAGAUGACAACGCAAGCAGUCAAGGACAGCAGGGUCAAUUGUUAGAGAAGAGUGGUAAUCAGAGCUGUCAGAACCACAUCCUGCAGUCCCAGAGUCAACCUUACAACCACCAUGGAGGAAGCCCCAGAACCUGUGAUUGUUUUAUUGCCAUAAGUCCCACCUGCAAAGCAGAGUGAUCCCCUUGUCAGGAAAGACUUUAUCCCAAAAGAGUAAAAUUUUACACAGUGAUUAAAUUUUUAGGCCUGAAUGUAACAAUUUAAAAUUUACUAUGCUGUGGAUGUUUUUAUCGUAGUUCUAUUAUUUAGUAUUGUGUAUACACACACACAUAUUUUAUAUAUAUGUGUAUACAUAGAACAAUACAGGCCCUUCGUCCCACAAUGUUGUGCCAACCCUUAAACCCUGCCUCCCAUAUAACCCCCCACCUUAAAUUCCUCCAUAUACCUGUCUUGUAGUCUCUUAAAUUUCACUAGUGUGUCUGCCUCCACCACUGACCCAGGCAGUGCAUUCAACACACCAACCACUCUCUGAGUAAAAAACUUUCCUCUAAUAUCCCUCUUGAACUCCUCACCCCUUACCUUAAAGCCAUGUCCUCUCGUAUUGAGCAGUGGUGCCCUGGGGAAAAGGCGCUGGCUAUCCACUCUAUCUAUUCCUCUUAAUAUCUUGUACACCUCUAUCAUGUCUCCUCUCAUCCUCCUUCUCUCCAAAGAGUAAAGCCCUAGCUCCCUUAAUCUCUGAUCAUAAUGCAUGCUCUCUAAACCAGGCAGCAUCCUGGUAAAUCUCCUCUGUACCCUUUCCAAUGCUUCCACAUCCUUCCUAUAGUGAGGCGACCAGAAUCUCUUAAGAAUCUUUUCCAAUGGCUUUCCACCACAGACGUAAAGCUCACUGGUCUAUAAUUACCCGGACCAUCCCUACUACCUUUUUGAACAAGGGGACAACAUUUGCCUCCCUCCAAUCCUCUGGUACCAUUCCCGUGGACAACGAGGACAUAAAGAUCCUAGCCAGAGGCUCAGCAAUCUGUUCCCUUGCCUCGUGGAGCAGCCUGGGGAAUAUUCUGUCAGGCCCCGGGGACUUACCUGUCCUAAUGUAUUUUAAUAACUCCAGCACCUCUUCUCCCUUAAUAUCAACAUGCUCCAGAACAUCAACCUCACUCAUAUUGUCCUCACUGUCAUCAAGUUCCCUCUCAUUGGUGAAUACUGAAGAGAUGUAUUCAUUGAGGACCUCGCUCACUUCCACAGCCUCCAGGCACAUCUUCCCACCUUUAUCUCUAAUCGGUCCGAUCUUCACUCCUGUCAUCCUUUUGUUCUUCACAUAAUUGAAGAAUGCCUUGGGGUUUUCUUUUACUCUAUUCGUCAAGGCCUUCUUAUGCCCCCUUCUUGCUCUCCUCAGCCCCUUCAUAAGCUCCUUUCUUGCUACCCUACAAGCAUAUGCAUAUGUUGAGAUGCAUUUCAUAUUGAGUUGGAGUUUAUAGCUACAGAGUGUUGAGUGAGGAAUUUUGUGUAUUUAGUAUUUCAGUAAUAUUUGAGCAGUAUUGUAAAUAUAUGGCUUGAUUAAGCAUUCUUUGUGGUUUACAUAAUUCAUUAUGAAUUAUAUGUAAAAGUACAUCAAUGGCCUCCACCAUCAUGUCAUAUGCACAUACUUCACUAAAAAAGACAAAACAAAGUAAACACGUUUUCCCUGACUCGUGUGUUUUGCUUUUGAUUAGUAUUGGAGUGUGACGGGGGUCCUGAAUUACCCCUAUGAACUAUGCUCGAUUACCCCUAUGAACUAUGCUCAAUUACCCCUAUGCUUUUGAAAAGAGAGAGAGAGCUAUUUAACACCGACAUCUUGUUUUUAAGAGACAGAGGGAGAGAGAGAGAGAGAGAGACGAAGACUGCUCACAGUUUGUUUAUAUUUUCCCAAGGACAUUGCCUGCUUGUACAUUCUUACACAGAGAGAGAAGGGAGGAGCUGAUUUGAGAGAUAGUUGGUACUCAGUAUGGGGAGAUUAAUAGAAGGUCAGUGACAGACCACAGACAUAUGAUUUUGGACACUGAAUGAGCUUUCCUGUGCCCACAGAAAAAGUGGGUUUUGGAGGAUCCAUCAGUGGCUCUUGCAGUGUGAACAGGGUGUGACCAGUGGGGAGUUAUUUGUGUGUCUAACCCUCGCCUGGGUUGAUAGUUCCACCACAGAAGAACGGUCCCCUUUGUUGUGGUCACAGUUGGUGACUUUUAAAGGAUUUCGGAGGACAACAGGAAGAUCGACAGUGUCAGCUCACCUGAAGACUCAAAUCUCUCUCUCUCUCCAUCACUACUCAACUCAAUACCACGAACUGAACUGAACUUUAUUCAUUAUUGUAAGACUAUCUAUUUACCCCUAGACUUGAAGAAGCUUGGUUUUCAUAUAUUUCCACACUUACUGAUAUACUUACUUAUAUAUAAUCAUUGCUAACCUGUUUGAUUUAUCUGCGUUUAUAUUACUGUAUUGUGUAGUUACUAAUAAAUAUCAU